This is a messenger RNA of Pseudomassariella vexata, 726 nucleotides long. RefSeq lists its product as uncharacterized. The record is from RefSeq and is a predicted model, not a curated record. NCBI's taxonomy places the organism in Eukaryota, Fungi, Ascomycota, Sordariomycetes, Amphisphaeriales, Pseudomassariaceae. Bases 1 to 726 code for a protein of 241 amino acids. The transcript has 2 exons.
AUGCCUUUCAAAGCCGACCAAGAGAUUAUCAACCAGGACCGUCUGGAAGCCCUGGGAGGCCGCAUGCAGAUAAUGCAUGAUAGCUCUUUCGAGUCGGAUCCAAGCCAACUUGUUAAAGGCUUUGACAUAGUAGAUAAGGAACAGGAGAGCAUCCUACUGGAGAUUGGGGAAGCUAGUGUCCUCCGAGAAGCUGAAAUCGAACUUGGAACAGAAGGAUCGGAGUCAGCGAACAUAAGAGUCGCCGGUACCCCAGCGGGCAAAGGUAACAGGCCUAGUGUUACAAGAGUUGUCGCAACCAUCAGCGAGCAGCUGGAUGCUGGAAGGUCCAGCGCAAAGGUGGCGAUCAAGCCUGUGAGUGGCGAAGCAAGGACCUCCCCCAGCUCCAAGAGCAAGUCCACAAGGGACAGGCCUGAGUGGUCAGGAGACGAAAGCGGUCAGAUCCUGAUUCGUCAGACGACGUUUCGGCCAAUUAACUCGUCAGGCUCUGAUUCUGAGGAUUCCGACCAUGAUACGUUGGAUGGGUCCUCUAGCGAAGAAGAGGAGCCUAGAAAUAAGAGGCUAGUCCAAGAAGAAGUUGGACUGGAAGUCCUUGAAGUUAGAGCUAGAGGGCAAGAACGUACACUAAAAGGUAUCAUGUACACAUCCAAGAAGCCUGAGUCCCUAACAAGAACGGAUAAGAUACGAUUCGUUACAGUAAUUAAGAAAGCCUGUGACCAGGUCCCGUAG